AUGGCGGGAAUGCCGACCAUCUGCAUCGCCCUCGUUGUGGAGCGCCCUAAUUCCAGAGAUAUGAUGCCACUUGCCAUUCCAAGACUUCGAGUUGGGUCUCCGUACCCGCAACCCCGUUCCAACCUCAUUACUCCUAGUGGAUUCAGCAGCUUGUCUAGUAUCAUUUUAGGCAACUCAUUUCGAGACCUAUUCGCCUUCUCAACUCGCAACAUUGUCCUCGAGCCGAUCUUGCCCACCAGUAUCCUCUCGUAUGAUCCUGUGGCGUAUGGUGGGAAAGGUAAAUCUACGAAGCACAAGCCACAAGUCUCCAACAAUCCUCCCGGAAAACCACCGACUGCUCCAACGCUUGAAGCUAGACCAUCCCGCGCGGGUGGUUUCUUCCCAUGUCAAUUUUGCAGAUUGGUGAAGAAGCUAUGUUCUUCUUCAAGGAACGGAGAAGUGCCGUGCGAGCUCUGCCGCAUUCAGGGCAGAAGUGGGCUACGGUGUCUGGGACAACGGGAAGAUAUUCUACUUACUGAGGUAGAGGGAGGUACAACGAAUGACGAUGGUGAUAGAGCUGAUGAUGGGGAGGCUAAUGGGGUUGCUCCUGGUGACAAUGGAGAGGACCUGACAGCCACUUUCGAAGAAAUCGACUUGGCAACGGAGGAGACCACCCAGCCAGCUCAACAGAAUGAAGAAGCCGAACAAGUCACUGCCCAAGACGCUGCCGACCCUCUCACGAACGAAGCAGCCAGAGAUGCUCAAACCGUGGCUUCAGACGAGCAUAUCGAAGGCACGAACGAAGUCAUCGACGCUGCACAUCCAGAUCAGCCAGUUGAAGAACAAGAAACCAAUGCCCGCCGUCGACGUCGACGACCCAAGCGAAGCGGUCGAGCCUCAGCUGCUCAGCCCACUCCAAGCACGCCCUUAGGUCCAUGUGCAAUGUGUGUAAGAGAAUCAAAAGAUGGUGCCGCUUGCGCGUUCAUUUCAAUUGGGGGAAGCCCGCCUUGCGACCCUUGCGAUAGACGAGGUUACAGUGUGUAA
Mollisia scopiformis is the source of this 1023-nucleotide messenger RNA. RefSeq lists its product as uncharacterized. The transcript has a single exon. The record is from RefSeq and is a predicted model, not a curated record. The coding region runs from base 1 to 1023 and encodes 340 amino acids. NCBI's taxonomy places the organism in Eukaryota, Fungi, Ascomycota, Leotiomycetes, Helotiales, Mollisiaceae.